GUUUCCCUCACACGGUCAGUCGCCGAUUUUGUUUUUUGUUUUUUUGCAAUAAAUGUUUGCCCCGCACAAAACUUAACGACGCCAACGGUGAAAACGGGCCGUGAAAUUGUUAACUUACUGCCUGGAUGAGUGGUCAGCGGCAGACUGUACCCGAGGCACUGGACGCUAUACAUGUUUACCCAAGUGCAGGCGAUUUUCCGCAGCCGUUGCUCGCCGUCUCGCUCGCUCCCCCAGCACUGCCGUCGUGUGCACUUUGUGUAAAUUACAGCACAAAAAAGACGAUUCCCAUGUCUGAAAUGUAACGCCUGCCGCCGCACAAAGUCGCAAAAGCAAUAGCAAGUAGAACCACAGACUGCCAUUAGGGGCCACGCCUGCACCGAGAGCGCCUAUCCCAGCCGCACCAGCAACACCCCAGAGUAGAAGCAAUAGGUAGCCCCCACCCUGUGAACCGGACCAUCCUCGGUUGUCCUGGCAACGGAGGAAAUCAGGACAUGCAAAGAGCAUUCCCAUACGCAGUGUGGCCUACGCUAUCUCUAUAAGAUGUCCUUGGCCGUAUCGCUGCGCCGAGCUCUGUUGGUGCUGCUCUCCGGCGCCAUAUUCAUCCUGACGGUGCUCUACUGGAACCAAGGAGGCAACAAGGUCCAGGCUUACAACGAGGCGCUGGAACGCCCCCACAACCACCAUGACGCCAGUGCCUUUCCCAUACCCGUCGAGAAGUCCUGGACGUACAAGUGCGAGAAUGAACGAUGCAUUCGGGUGGGUCAUCAUGGCAAAUCCGGCAAGAGGGUCUCGUUUAUCAGCUGCUCGAUGACGUGCGGUGACAUAAAUAUUUGGCCGCAUCCCACCCACAAAUUUGUGCUCAGCCCCCACACGCACAGCUUCUCCGUGGAGGAUGUGCAGCUGCAGGUGGACACAUCGCAUCGGGAGGUUCGUAAGCAGCUCCAACUCGCCUUCGACUUCUUCCUUAAGGAUCUGCGGCAAAUCCAACGGCUAGACUACGCCGGCAGCUCAUCAGAGCCAACGGUUAGUGAGUCCUCAUCAAAGUCAAGGCGCCAUGCGGAUGUGGAACCGGCAGCCACUCUCUUUGGAGCCACCUUUGGUGUGAAGCAGGCUGGGGAUCUGACCAGCGUUCAGGUCAAGAUCAGCGUGCACAAGUCCGGAGACCUGAACUUCAGCCUGGACAACGACGAGUCCUAUCAACUCAGCUCCAUAACUGAUGGACACCGAUUGCAUGUGGAGAUCAAUGCAAACUCAUUCUUCGGAGCUCGUCAUGGACUGUCCACGCUGCAGCAACUGAUCUGGUUCGACGAUGAGGAUCACCUGCUGCACACUUACGCCAACAGCAAGGUGAACGAUGCCCCUAAGUUCCGGUAUCGCGGGCUGAUGUUGGACACCUCGAGGCACUUCUUCUCGGUGAACUCCAUCAAGCGGACCAUUAUGGCCAUGGGUCUGGCCAAGCUGAACCGCUUUCACUGGCACCUCACAGAUGCCCAGAGUUUCCCGUACAUUUCGCGCUACUAUCCGGAGCUGGCCGAGCAUGGUGCUUACUCCGAGAGCGAGACGUACACGGAGCAGGAUGUGCGAGAGGUGGCCGAGUUCGCCAAGAUCUACGGCGUCCAAGUCCUACCCGAAAUCGAUGCCCCUGCCCAUGUGGGCAACGGCUGGGAUUGGGGGCCAAAGCGGGGAAUGGGCGAGCUGGCUAUGUGCAUCAAUCAGCAGCCGUGGAGCUUCUACUGUGGCGAACCUCCGUGCGGGCAGCUAAAUCCGAAGAACAACCACACCUACCUCGUUCUACAACGGCUCUACGAGGAGCUGUUGCAGCACACGGGCCCCACAGACUUCUUCCAUCUAGGCGGCGAUGAGGUGAAUCUCGACUGCUGGGCGCAGUACUUCAACGAUACGGACCUCCGCGCCUUGUGGUGCGAUUUUAUGCUGCAGGCGAUGGCCAGACUUAAACUGGCCAACAAUGGAGUGGCGCCACGGCACGUGGCCGUCUGGUCGAGUGCUCUGACCAACACCAAGUGUCUUCCAAACAGUCAAUUCACCGUUCAGGUCUGGGGCGGCAGCACCUGGCAGGAGAACUACGACUUGCUGGACAACGGCUACAACGUGAUCUUUUCGCACGUGGACGCCUGGUAUCUGGACUGCGGAUUCGGCAGCUGGCGGGCCACUGGAGAUGCGGCCUGUGCUCCGUACCGCACUUGGCAGAAUGUCUACAAGCACCGGCCAUGGGAGCGGAUGCGAUUGGACAAGAAGCGCAGGAAGCAGGUGCUGGGCGGCGAGGUGUGCAUGUGGACCGAGCAGGUGGAUGAGAAUCAGCUGGACAAUCGGCUAUGGCCACGGACAGCCGCUCUGGCCGAGCGAUUGUGGACCGAUCCUAGCGAUGAUCACGACAUGGAUAUAGUGCCGCCUGACGUGUUCCGCAGGAUCUCUUUGUUCCGAAACCGGCUCGUCGAGCUUGGAAUCCGGGCUGAAGCGCUGUUUCCAAAGUAUUGUGCCCAGAAUCCCGGUGAAUGCAUUUGAUAUUACCUCUAAGAAGUGAAAGUAUCCUUCUGCAAUCCCAAUCCCGCGACCUUUUCCGAAACGUGCGUUAGUUAGUUGAUAGGCCAGUUUUUUGUAUAUGGAUAACAUCCAUCUCUUUUUAAGCACACAGGCUUGUGAGGUAGGUGUGGUUGUUCUUUGGAUAUAGAUACCCUCAUGCGCGGUACCCCGGAAUAUAAAGAAACUCGGCUGCUAGUUGUUGCACAUGGCCCGCUCGACCAAUUCAAACAUUGGUUCCCAAUUCCCACCGCACUUUUCGGAAGUGGUCCCGGAGCUAGGAAUAAAAGAAGUUAGUUAGUUUAUAGUCGAAUUGUUAUUUUGUACGGAUACCUUGGCUUCGUUUCGCAAGGAAGCAGGCGACUGUUUUAAAUGGUUUCUGGCAUAAACCACGACUCGAAUUUCGUUUUCAUAGAUCAAGCAUAGAAUCUCACCCAUUACUAGUACAAUCCAUCUUGAAACAUAGCGCACACAGGCAUUGCAGUUGGAGCAGAGAAUGGUGGGAUGUAGGCAGGAAGACCUAGUAGGGAAUCAAGUUGAGGUUGAACUCUAGAGUUCUUAGACUUAGUUGUAGAUUUCAUACGCAUCAAUUCACUUACACAGACAUAGGCUUACGAUAAAUAUAUAAAUGAAUACGUAGCUUUAGAGGAUAAUUCACGAUUGAGAAAUAACAAACCUUUUGAUAUUUUAAAAGCUUUAUUCGCAGAAUAUUAGGUUUUAAGUUUAAGCUGACAUCAAAUGAGCCUUCUUCUUUUACUUUUAUUUUAGUUUAGUUUUCAGAUAAUUUCGCCUUAAGUUAAAAUACAUUAAAUUACAUUUUCAGUGAUAUAAACAAUGUGACCUUAAAAAUCGGAAAGAAAACAAAAGCUGCUAAAAGAGUAAAACUUAGAAUUAACAUUAACAAUUAAUUAAUCGUUACCAACAAUUUUUGCACGCAUUGGCACACAACUGACACUCGACUAGUUAAUCUGUAGCUAAUUUAGAAUGUACACUAAAAAUGGGAAAACAUUGUUGGGGUAUUCACAGUUUGUUCGGUUCAAUAACACUACAUUUGGAAUGAUUGAUAAAUCCCUAUGUUGGCAAUUGAUUUUCGUACUUAAGAUUUUGCAAGAAAAUAUGAAAAAAAAACAAACUGAGAACCUGAAUCCUGAACCUACAUUAGUUUAACAAUUUCUGCUGUAACUCCAAGUCACUUUCGAAAAUAAACUAAGGUCCAGACUAA
This is a messenger RNA of Drosophila biarmipes, 3760 nucleotides long. Its product is annotated as probable beta-hexosaminidase fdl. Lineage: Eukaryota; Metazoa; Arthropoda; Insecta; Diptera; Drosophilidae. The record is from RefSeq and is a predicted model, not a curated record. Bases 541 to 2523 code for a protein of 660 amino acids. The transcript is spliced from 6 exons. Gene Ontology annotation, molecular function: beta-N-acetylhexosaminidase activity. Gene Ontology annotation, cellular component: membrane. Gene Ontology annotation, biological process: ganglioside catabolic process; glycosaminoglycan metabolic process; carbohydrate metabolic process.